Messenger RNA from Funneliformis mosseae, 162 nucleotides. The record is from the annotation of a GenBank genome assembly. Lineage: Eukaryota; Fungi; Glomeromycota; Glomeromycetes; Glomerales; Glomeraceae.
AAGCAAGCCUUGGUUUUUGUAAACGGUAAGAGCGUAAGAGUUCUGCAGCGCGAUGACCGUUAUGGAAUAUUACGGCCACAUGGUUCUGAAAGGCGAUUAUAUAAUGUGAUUGAAAAGCUGGAGAAGGAGACCUUAUCCACAAUUUUUGGGGCAGAAUAUUGA